GUUUGAAACAGCAAAGCAAGCACUUUCCAACUGACGAAUAACCGGAGUAAACGGACUAGUGUGGUACCUUGAUCAUUUAUUUUGAACAAAUGUCUUCAGAUGAAGAGGAACCAUCUAGUCCUGUUCUGCCCAAAGACUCAGACCCAGGUAGCUCUGUGUCCUCAGAGCUUCAGGAUGAGUACGAGGAGCUCCUCCGCUAUGCUGUUGUUACUCCAAAGGUUGACACACUUGUAGGUACUCAUCUGAGGGGUCCAAUUUCCCUAAGUAAAGAUGGUGCAAAGCUGAAGCAUCUACAAGAUCCUGCAAAAGAGGCAAAGGAUGGAAGACAUUCCAGCAGAAGCAUAAGAUCAUCACAGGCCUCUCCUUUGGUUGUUGAGCCCUCCACUCACUUAAAAGCCUCUCAAGCUGGCAGAGCGGCAGGGCGGGCAUCUAGCAGGACAUCACUGCUCUCAGAUGCUCCUUCAGAGAGGUUACGGGUGCCAUCCGCGAGGUCCAGGUCAAACAGCCCAGACCCCCAUGAGUUUUUCGAGACAGAGAUGUUCAUUUCGGAGGAGAACAUUAACAAGAUGGAGAACAUUCUGGACACAUGGAGCAACAAUCUGAAGACAAAUGUGCUGAAUGAAAUACGGAAGUGGAAGUUUGCCUUCAUAGAGCAACACAGGCUGGAAAUGAUGAAGGAGAGGGAAAGGCAUGCGGCCCAAAUAGCUGGUGUGAAGUCAGAGGUAGAUGGCCUUAAGGAGUUACUACAGUCCUAUGAGACUUCAAACCAGAGAAAAGAUGAGGUGAUUGUGAACCUGAACCAGGUGUUGGACAGACAAAAACAAAACAUUGAAAAGAUGAGGGCUUUUACCAAGUGGAGACUCAUGCACAUUGAGACAAAAGAAGAGGCUCAUGCUGUUCAAGUAGCCCAGCAGCACUACAAUUUCCAGCUGAAGAAGAAGGUGUGGUUAGGCUGGCACUCUUUAGUCCAGAAACACUGGAAGGUCAAGGUGGAGCAAGCUUGCCGUUCAAGGGCUGAGGAGGUCUGCUCUCGCCUAUCUUCAGACUACGAAGCCAAGCUGACAGAGCAAUGCAAAGCUUUAGAGAAGGCUCAGGCAGAGAUUCGUAGACUGCAAGUAGAACGAGAGGAAUAUGAAGAAUCUAUGAAGAAAGCCUUCAUGAGAGGUGUAUGUGCGCUCAACAUGGAGGCUCUCAGUAUGUUUCACUCCACAGAGGGACGACCAGAGCAACCUCCAGUUCAUGAACAUCAAGACUCUUUGCCUUCUCAGGAAAAGCCUGGUCCGUCUACACUGGCUCAACUUCGUCCAUAUCCCAGCUCCACCACAAGGUUCAGUCCCGUCCACUACGACCACCCAGACCCUUCCCACAGUGAAGCGGAUGAAAUGGUGGGUUUGAGAGGCCCCAUGUAUCAGGAAGAGGUACCCCCGUCCACUACAGUGGUGCACAGCUCACUUCCACUUGGAGGCAUUGCAAGUUCCCACAAACAGGUCAGUGGUCGUAUUGUGACAGCAAGUCAGCAAAAGCCUUCAAAGACUGUAACGGCUCGCAUCACUGCACGCACUAAUGUUGAAAAGGCAGCACGGACCAAUCUCCAGGUGAUGGGAGUGGCUCCACCCAUGAGCUCCGUGAUUAUUGAACGUCAUCAUCCUGUUACACAGCUUACCAUCGGACAGGCCACAGCUGCUAAGUUUCCUCGAUCCUCACAGCUCAGCCACACUUCCACUGCAGGCCGAGGGUCCUCCCGACCGCACACUGGCACAUGCCACGUGCACUCCAUCAAAGUAGUUGACUGAUCAUACAGUCACCAUGUGUACCUCUAAGACUCAACUCAUACUAUGCAACAUUUCAUGGAACAGUUACCUAAUGUUAAGUCACUUUAAUCUGAUAACUUUCCUUGAUUUGAUCAGCUUCCAUUCAUCAGUAAAAAGCACAACAGGAAUUUUGUCAGAAGAGUUGUGUAUGAUUGUUUUUAUUAAAUUUUUUUAUCAUUAUUAUUAUUGACAGAUUUUUUUAUUGUAAAAAGGACAUUUAUUCCCUGUGAAGGUCGUACUUUAAAUUAUUGACAGUGGAAGGAUUAUUUUUACUGAACAAAAUCACAUUGUGUAUCAAUCUAUGAUGUGAUAACUACCAACAUCACAGCUUGUUUUACUAAGCCGCAGCCAUAUUUUAAUGAUGUGAUGCACAAUGCUAUUUUUAAAAUAAAUAAUUUCUCAAUA
Molecule: messenger RNA, 2216 nt
Organism: Melanotaenia boesemani (Boeseman's rainbowfish)
Lineage: Eukaryota; Metazoa; Chordata; Actinopteri; Atheriniformes; Melanotaeniidae
Gene: poc5
Product: POC5 centriolar protein homolog (Chlamydomonas)
Exons: 13
Coding region: 90-1793 (567 amino acids)
Cellular component (GO): centrosome
Source: RefSeq, a predicted model, not a curated record